GCAGCAACCAGCAGCACAGUGAGCAAACAUGUCCACCAGCAUGAACAUGGGCAGGAUCGUCUUCUACGAGGACAGGAACUUCCAGGGUCGUUCCUAUGAGUGCAGCAGCGACUGCGCUGACAUGUCCUCCUACCUGAGCAGGUGCCACUCCUGUAGGGUUCAGAGCGGCUGCUUCAUGGUCUACGACCGCAACAACUACAUGGGAAACCAGUACUUCAUGAGGAGGGGAGAGUACUCUGACUUCCAGAGUAUGAUGGGAAUGACUGAUAUCAGGUCCUGCCGCACGAUCCCCAUGCACAGAGGAUCCUACAGAAUGAGGAUCUACGAGAGAGAUAACUUCGGAGGUCAGAUGCAUGAGAUGAUGGACGACUGUGACUCCAUCAUGGACCGUUAUCGUAUGUCCGACUGCCAGUCCUGCAACGUGAUGGAUGGCCACUGGCUGAUGUACGAGCAGCCCCACUUCAGAGGCAGGAUGAUGUACAUGAGGCCCGGAGAGUACAGGAACUUCAGGGAUAUGGGCAUGAGUGGCAUGAGGUUCAUGAGCAUGAGGCGUAUCACUGAUAUGUGCUAG
Messenger RNA from Oncorhynchus masou masou (cherry salmon), 571 nucleotides. RefSeq names its product gamma-crystallin M3-like. NCBI's taxonomy places the organism in Eukaryota, Metazoa, Chordata, Actinopteri, Salmoniformes, Salmonidae. The transcript is spliced from 3 exons. Gene Ontology annotation, molecular function: structural constituent of eye lens. Gene Ontology annotation, biological process: visual perception; lens development in camera-type eye. The record is from RefSeq and is a predicted model, not a curated record. The coding region runs from base 29 to 571 and encodes 180 amino acids.